Messenger RNA from Medioppia subpectinata, 491 nucleotides. NCBI's taxonomy places the organism in Eukaryota, Metazoa, Arthropoda, Arachnida, Sarcoptiformes, Oppiidae. The record is from the annotation of a GenBank genome assembly.
GUGACAAACAAGUCUUCAAAAUCAAUGGCAAUACGGAUCCGUUUGUGGCGAAGACCUCGCAGUCAUUAUUACUGCAAUCAAUGCUAACGGCGGGUACUGUCGGCCAAACCUCUAACCGAGUGUUGGCUACCUAUGGCUCCGAAACCGGCGAUCAUAUCAUUGAACCCAAUGUCGUGUCCAUUGACUUGAAUCCCACCGAAAGUGUUAAACGAAACACUUAUCCAAUAGUUUCCGCAGACAAUGGCCUCGAAGUCCUGCCACCGAUGGGUGACGACGGGACACAAGCGGCGGAUAAGCAGUUAAAAGCCAAAGAGGAGAUCAUUGAUAUACUGGACGACAGCGACAGCGAAGACACGACAGCAACACCAGUCACUCCAAUGGUUCCAACGGCUACUGUCAACCACUUAAGGAGUUCGUCCGUCACUGUUAAUCAAACGGCAGAUCUGUGGCUACAAAACUCGUUAAUAACUCAGCUGUUGAACAAACCCACG